Molecule: messenger RNA, 1439 nt
Organism: Zychaea mexicana
Lineage: Eukaryota; Fungi; Mucoromycota; Mucoromycetes; Mucorales; Lichtheimiaceae
Product: Septin-domain-containing protein
Exons: 10
Coding region: 113-1195 (360 amino acids)
Biological process (GO): cytoskeleton-dependent cytokinesis
Cellular component (GO): cell division site; septin ring; septin complex
Molecular function (GO): molecular adaptor activity; GTP binding; GTPase activity
Source: RefSeq, a predicted model, not a curated record
CUUCCCCCCCCUCUCCUCCUCUCUGCUCUCCCUUCGUACUUGCUCUUUCUUUUUCCACUCUCUCUCUCUUUUCUCUCUUUUCCCUCUAUUUUCGUAUUUUUGCACACUUUCAAUGUCAUCAACAUCGCUUAUCGUUGAACCAUCAUCGACAUCACUUGAAGGAUACGUUGGUUUCGACACCAUCACUCAGCAAAUUGAAAAGAAGCUCUUGAAGAGAGGCUUCCAUUUCAAUGUCAUGGUUGUUGGUCAAUCUGGUUUGGGCAAGUCCACCUUGGUCAACACCAUAUUUGCUUCGCACUUGAUUGAAAGCAAGGCACGUUUGGCGUCGGACGAACCUCCAAGACAAACUACUGAAAUCCAGACUGUUUCUCACUUGAUUGAGGAGAAUGGGGUGCGUCUGAGACUCAAUAUUGUAGAUACCCCUGGGUAUGGAGACCAAGUGAACAACGAGAACUGCUGGGAGCCAAUCAUCAAAUACAUCAAGGACCAGCACUCGGCUUACUUGCGCAAAGAACUCACCGCUACUCGAGAUCGCUAUAUUCAAGAUAGCAGAGUUCACUGCUGCUUGUUCUUUAUCACUCCUACAGGCCAUGCGCUCAAGCCGAUCGAUAUCGUCGUUUUGAAGAAACUUUCGGAGGUUGUCAACGUCGUUCCUGUGAUUGCUAAAUCUGAUUCACUCACUAUUGAGGAGCGUCACGCGUUCAAGCAAAGGAUCAAGGCCGAGCUUGUAUUCCACAACAUCAAGCUGUAUCCUUAUGAGAGCGAUGAGGAUGAUGAGCAAGAACAGGCAUUGAAUGAAAGCAUUCGCGAACUUCUUCCUUUUGCCAUCGUGGGCUCGGAGCGUAAUGUUACAAUCGAUGGCAAGCCAGUUCGGGGAAGAAAGAACCGAUACGGUGUAAUCAAUGUUGAAAACGAGGAACAUUGCGAGUUCAUUUACUUGCGCAACUUUUUGACGCGCACACACCUGCAGGAUCUGAUUGAAACCACGGCCCAGAUCCACUACGAAGCUUUCCGCGCCAAGCAGCUUUUGGCUAUCAAGGAAUCUACACAUCCUUCUGGCUCCAGUACAGGCACUCAAUCUUCAGCUGCUACCAGUCCUCAAGAAACUUUGCCCAACAGCCCAGCUUUGGGUGUCAGUCCUACCACCAUUGGAAGCCCUGCCCAAUCCAACAAAUCUGUGCCAGCAUUUGGUUAAACCCUCCCGACUUGUCCUUUCCAAUUCUUCUUUUUCCUUUUGAAUUUUCGAUUUUGUUCUUUUUCUUAUUUUCUCCCUAAUUAUUACUUUCCGAGAGAGGGAUGUUGAAUCAGCAGCAACAUAUAUCCAGUAUUAUUAAUACAGUUUUCUCAUUUUUCGUCGAAUCUUAUUAUAAGUUAAACUUUUCCUCUUCUAUUAUUAGUGCAUUAAACUACCGUUAUUGGAUUUUUCCCAUUGCUUGCGU